AUGGCCAUCAACACAACCAAGACCUCUGAUGAUCAAGCAAAGAGGUCAAUGGACGGGAGCAACAGUCAUUCACAUCAAGAUGCGACAUCUGCCGAUCCUGAAGGUCCCAGCAAUGAUCGCAUGUCCCAGAACAGACCACGGAGGAGCAAGAAUGUAUCCUUCCAAGAGGAAGUGAUUAUUCCUUCUGAAUCCUAUGAUCCCGAGAACCCACUGCCCUACUUUCUGGCACAAGAAGCCAAGCAUACCUCUGCUGCUGGUGUCACUGCCAUGAAAGACCGAGCCGCCAUGGAGGAAUACCGUGUGGCGGAUGUAGAAAAUUUGCUCUCCUGCAAAUCAAUAUUCUGUUGGAGUCUGCUGACGAUUGUAUUGGUAGGCGGUAGCUUGGUUGCAGUAGCUAUGACAGUCGAUUGGGAUGCUACUACUACCGAUGAUGCUGCGACUGGUGGGAGCCCUUAA
Messenger RNA from Cylindrotheca closterium, 456 nucleotides. The record is from the annotation of a GenBank genome assembly. Lineage: Eukaryota; Bacillariophyta; Bacillariophyceae; Bacillariales; Bacillariaceae.